This is a messenger RNA of Jaminaea rosea, 1773 nucleotides long. RefSeq names its product UDP-Glycosyltransferase/glycogen phosphorylase. Gene Ontology annotation, molecular function: glycosyltransferase activity. Lineage: Eukaryota; Fungi; Basidiomycota; Exobasidiomycetes; Microstromatales. The annotation marks the transcript as partial. The transcript is spliced from 7 exons. The record is from RefSeq and is a predicted model, not a curated record.
AAGAGGAGGAAGCUGAGGGUCGCUAUUGUCACUGAGAACAUGCUGCCCAAGGUCGAUGGCGUCACCCGCACACUAGCGCGUUUGCUGGAGCAUCUGAACGCUGAAGGGCACGACGCUAUGGUUUUGGGACCCGAAACAGGCGUUCGCGAAUACGCCGGUCACCCUGUAGUUGGCACCUUCGGACUGCCCCUGAUCAUCUAUCCAGGCCUCAAGCUCAACUUCACAAGACCCCGCUUCAUCAGGCGCCUGCAUCAAUUCAAGCCAGAUGUCGUCCACUUCGUCGACCCGAUCUGGCUUGGCGCCCAAAUGCUGCCCAUCGUACAAAAGUGGCUCCCAGACGUGCCCUGCGUUGCCUCGUACCACACGAAUCUGCCUACGUACGCAGCCCUCUUCGGCAUGCCCUGGCUCGAGUCGACGAUGUGGAAGCUCACCCGCGCCCUUCACUCGCGCUGCGAGCUCACCUUCUGCCCCUCGGAAUCCACUCGCUCCAUGCUACUGGAAAAGGGUCUCAAGAACGUCCUCAUCUGGUCUCGCGGCGUAGACACCUCCCUCUUCACUCCCGCAGCACGCGACGAGAACCUGCGCGCGGGAUGGGGAUGCUCACCCGCCGACGCUGAGCAACGUCGACAUCACGAGGCAGCGGUCCAGCAGGCGGGCGUGAGCGCAAUGGCCCAAAAGCUGGGCUUGACGAUGUCUGGGCCAAAUGGGAAGAGGGACGAGAGCUUCAUCAAGACGCCCGUAGCUUCUCCUGAGCUCAGCCCCCCUCCGGCGUACGAGAGUCUUGCGGGGAUUCCAGACUUGCCCCUCAAUGGCUUCGCCCUUCCACCACCGGCUUUCGUCCACCAAAUCGAGAAGAACAACCUCAUUGACGCCAGCGCCUCUUCCGGGGAGGGUAAGACCGUCCUCCUCUACGUGGGCCGCAUCUCAUGGGAAAAGAAUAUUCGCCUCCUCAUUGAGGCCUUCAAGCUCCUGCCCCCUUCUGUCCGGUCCAAAGCCAAGCUAGUCGUCGUAGGCGACGGACCAGCUCGUGCUGACCUCACGAGGCUCAGCAAGAAGCUCGGGCUGGAUGUAGCUUUCAUGGGCCACCAGAAGGGGACAAGGCUGGCGGCGAUGUACGCCUCAAGUGAUAUCUCGGCCUUCCCGAGUCACACAGAGACCUUCGGACAGGUGGUGUUGGAAGCAUUGGCUUGUGGGCUGCCCGUUGUGGGGCUCCAUGCCCAGGGAACGUCGGAUCUGGUGACGCAUGGUAGGACAGGCUUGUUGCUGGACGUGGCCAAGGCGGCGAAGGGUAGGGGAGUGCCGGGCAGCCCGCCACGAGUCGCCGUAGAAGGGAGGCCAUUGAUGCAGCGAAGUGCUACCGAUGGGAGGAGCCCAUCGAUGUCUCCUGCUAGCAAGCCGGCUAGGACAACGCCUGGUCUGCCGGUGCCUAUUCCGGAGCCUGCCGAGUUCGCGACAGCCAUGGCUGCUGGUACAUCCGCCUUCACCUCGUGUGCUCGCUCAUACAGCAUGCAUCUGGAGCGUCUCAUCUUGGACCGCAAGCUGCGCAUGACCAUGGGACGCCAAGCUCAGCUCGAGGCCGGGCGCCGUACCUGGUGGGACGCCAUGGACGCGGUAGUCUGCGGUUACGAGGAAGCCAUUGCCAGACGCUCGACUCCACGCAGCCAGAGGCUGAGCGAUGAGGAGCUGGAGAGAUUGAGGGAUCGUCAGAGCAAGCAGGCGCCGCUGACUGGUGGCUGGGUCAAGUUGGCUGUGCUGCUGCUCUUGAUUCUAUUC